Molecule: messenger RNA, 903 nt
Organism: Parnassius apollo (apollo)
Lineage: Eukaryota; Metazoa; Arthropoda; Insecta; Lepidoptera; Papilionidae
Source: the annotation of a GenBank genome assembly
AUGGUACAAAGAGGAACGCGCAUAGGGCCGCUGCCUGGGGGUCGCCGGGGCGCGUCUGGAGCUGGCGCUGGACGCGGCAGCAUGCGGGCCGCCAGCCGAGUGCGAGGAGCUGUACGAUCACCUAGCAGCCCCCCGCAUCCAUCAUCCCCACCAGAAGGCUUGGUGUCGGCUGGGUCUUCUCGGACUCAGCAAGCGGCACCCGACGCUGGUGGAGCACGUCGCAAGCGUUGGUCACAAACAAUGAACGCAAACGCACUGCGGGCGUACUUUAGGGCAAAAGGGGAAGAAACCGGAUGUUUGGCAUAUCGGGCUCGGAUGCAUCGGUUUUUUGCAGAGCUGGAGCCAUCUCUAUCCGUCACUGAGCAAAACCUGGCAGACCGAGUUCGGUACAACAUAUUUGGUGACGCCAAACGACGACUACGACGUGAGGCUGUUCUCUCAUCGGAUGGAAAUGCUACGGCUGGGAAUGCGGCGCCACUAAUUGCGCAGCAAACUGCAAAUGUGGACGCUGCCGUCAAUAUUCCAUUUGUGGUUGAUUCAGACGAUGAUGGAAUAGUCCCCCACGAACUAGAGAAAAUGAGGAGCAUAUUGGAAGAGUCGAUGCUGGAAACGCGCAGUAUGCCUCUCGAAAAUCGACCGCGACUUCCCCGCAUACCCCUUAGCAAGCGAAAUAGGGCUGUCGUGCGGGCUCUUAACCCAAUGCUGGUGACCUAUUUGGAAGCCAGCCGGGACCUUUGCGAGACAGACUCAAUUCUUUUGGCGCCGCACUGGCAGUAUGCCGUAUUAUUGGCGCCAAACUUCCCAUGGCUGGACGUGCUACUCAAAAAGGUAGUGCCAUCCCAGCCUGGAGAAAAAGAAUCAAGGACCGUAUUGCAAAGGCAAGGGCCCUUAUCGGCAGACUGA